CUGCAUAUGGAGUAGUUGAGUUGCUGGAGCUAGCUGAAGAAAUAAAAAAAGUUCAAUUAAAUUUUUAACUGGCACGAAUUUGGAUUCAUGUGAGCUACGAAAGGAAAGUAACAAGCAAGCUACCAUGACUGUAGUAAUUGGGUUUGAGGGCAGUGCCAAUAAGAUUGGCAUAGGAAUAAUCAGGGAUGGUGAGGUGCUGUCCAACCCAAGACGGACCUACAUCACCCCUCCUGGUCAAGGCUUCCUGCCUAGUGACACAGCCAGACACCACCGUGCCAUCAUACUGACUGUCCUGAAGGAGGCUCUGGAGCAAGCAGGGCUGAAGCCUGCAGACAUCGACUGCGUGGCAUACACCAAAGGUCCUGGAAUGGGUGCGCCUUUGGUAACAGUGGCCCUUGUAGCUCGUACGGUCGCUCAGCUUUGGGGGAAGCCACUCCUUGGUGUCAACCACUGUAUUGGACACAUCGAGAUGGGCCGACUCAUCACCAAAGCCAACAACCCCACCGUGCUUUAUGUUAGCGGAGGGAACACACAGGUUAUUGCGUACUCUGAGCGGCGGUAUAGAAUAUUUGGGGAGACCAUCGACAUCGCAGUAGGCAACUGUCUAGACAGGUUCGCCAGGGUUAUUAAGAUUUCCAAUGAUCCCAGUCCAGGCUACAACAUAGAGCAGAUGGCCAAGAAGGGGAGUCAGUAUGUGGAGCUGCCUUAUACAGUAAAAGGAAUGGAUGUGUCAUUUUCUGGGAUUUUAUCCUACAUUGAGGAAGCUGCUAAUAAGAUGCUGAGCUCUGGUCAGUGUACAGCAGAGGACCUGUGUUUCUCACUGCAGGAGACUGUGUUCUCCAUGCUGGUUGAGAUCACAGAGAGGGCCAUGGCUCACUGCGGCUCCCAAGAGGUCCUCAUCGUCGGGGGAGUUGGCUGCAAUCUGCGUCUGCAGGAGAUGAUGGGGGUGAUGUGUAAGGAGAGAGGAGCAAAACUGUUCGCCACAGAUGAACGAUUCUGCAUAGACAACGGAGCGAUGAUUGCUCAAGCCGGCUGGGAGAUGUUUAGGUCCGGUCAGGUGACCGAGCUGGAGGACUCAUGGAUAACACAAAGGUACAGAACAGAUGAAGUGGAGGUGACAUGGAGAAACUGAUGGACUGAGCUUAAAGGUUUCCGUGCAGCAGUCCUUUUCUGCCGGUGGAGAAAUUUCUAUUAAGAGCACAUUUUGUCACUCCUGUGCAUCAGUCUUAAACAGCAGAAACAAAGUCGAAUGAGGUCAGAUUAUGCAAAGUUACGACACUUUCUUUGCCAUUUUUUAAAAGAUGUCUGUACUACAAUAAAUGUAUGAUUUGGAGUUAGCUUUAUAUCAUGAGCUUGUAUUUGCUGAGGAGGGAAACGUUGACAGAUGUGAGGUUUUAUUUUUACUUUUUGUCAUGCACUUACUCUGAAUUUAUGUUCAAAUAAAAUAAGAGACUAAAAUGGGAA
Messenger RNA from Scomber scombrus (Atlantic mackerel), 1464 nucleotides. It is a transcript of the gene osgep, whose product is annotated as O-sialoglycoprotein endopeptidase. Gene Ontology annotation, biological process: tRNA threonylcarbamoyladenosine modification. Bases 125 to 1132 code for a protein of 335 amino acids. The record is from RefSeq and is a predicted model, not a curated record. NCBI's taxonomy places the organism in Eukaryota, Metazoa, Chordata, Actinopteri, Scombriformes, Scombridae. Gene Ontology annotation, cellular component: EKC/KEOPS complex; cytoplasm. The transcript is spliced from 12 exons.